UAAAAGAUGGGGAUUGUUUAGAUCACAAAACUGGAACCAAAGGUCGAUGUGUUGUCGCGGCUAUUACCAAUUACACUGAUCAGCUCCUCGACUAUGCCACUCAAACUGAAUCUCAAUAUAACUUCACUCAAGCUCUUCUAUUCCUUUCACAUUUUAUGGGAGACAUCCAUCAGCCUCUUCAUUGUGGUUUUGUCUCAGACAAAGGAGGCAAUGAAAUUAACGUUCGUUGGUACAAAAGAAAACAAAAUCUUCACCAUGUUUGGGAUGUUAGCAUAAUUGAGACACAAGUUGAAAGAUUCUAUGACUCGGAAUUAGGCGAGUUCGUUAAUGCAAUUCAACAAAAUAUUACGAGAGAAUGGGCUGAUCAAGUACAAAAUUGGGAGACUUGCGGAUCUAAGGACAUCCCAUGCCCUAUUACAUACGCUUCUGAAAGUAGUAAAAACGCUUGUAAAUGGGCAUAUGAAGAUGCAGAAGAAGGUUCAACACUUGAUGAUGAUUACUUCCUGUCACGUUUACCAAUUGUCAACUUGCGAUUAGCUCAAGGAGGAGUUCGAUUGGCUGCAACUCUAAAUCGUAUCUUUGACACACAAUUAGCCGUUUCAAUGUAA
Messenger RNA from Vicia faba (fava bean), 608 nucleotides. The record is from the annotation of a GenBank genome assembly. NCBI's taxonomy places the organism in Eukaryota, Viridiplantae, Streptophyta, Magnoliopsida, Fabales, Fabaceae.